Pyricularia grisea is the source of this 1296-nucleotide messenger RNA. RefSeq lists its product as uncharacterized. The coding region runs from base 1 to 1296 and encodes 431 amino acids. The record is from RefSeq and is a predicted model, not a curated record. The transcript has 3 exons. Lineage: Eukaryota; Fungi; Ascomycota; Sordariomycetes; Magnaporthales; Pyriculariaceae.
AUGGGCUCCGGCAAGAAGACGCCCGAGGUGAGCCGUCGACCUCCCAAACAGAGCAAGGCUACUUCCAAUGACCUCUUGAGCAGCCAGAGCAAGAGUUCCAAGGCACCUGUAUCCUCAUCCGCUGCUCCACGUGUGCCUACAACUCCCAAAAAGGGCAGGAAAGAAACCGCCCGUAGCCGUCGAGUGCUCGACUCUCCGCCUUCGAGCAGUUCGUCGUCGCCAGAGCUGCCAGAGCAGGAACAAGAGUACGAAAAAUGGCCAUUUACUCCGAUUCCUCCUCAUGGAGCUCAGAAGUCUGCCAACGGACGCAAUGAAGGUCGUAGCUUGAUCAUGUGGGGACGUCCUCGAAUGAUUGAGAAGGUGAUGAUGCACCUACAGUACGAGUGCAGUAGACAUAAGAUCGAGCUGCCUUGGGAUGCCAUCGCCCAUCGCCUGCACCCAGGCUCAACCGGAGGAGCAGUUGUCCAGCACCUUGGCCGUCUCCGCAGUCAGCUCAUUGUGGAGGGUCACCUGGUACCGCCGCCUAUGCAGAAGCCGGGAUCCAGGGCUCAAGUAGAUCCCUGGGUUCGAGGCUACGUGCGCAAGGAUCAAGAUGCCAAAGUAUGCUUCAAAACCGGCAAUGAGGCAUUCGAGACACGCGCAGUUCGGUUUGACGAGAAGCUAGAUGAUCGACAUUUUAACAUUCCGGAUGCCGUGGAUGUUAUCAAUAAUCAAUCCAUCUCCUCUCCUGCCAAGCCCAGGAACAAGAGUGGCAAGCGUUCUGCCACCAGGACCCUCUCAUCGCCGUCCAAGCGUAUCAAGCGCGAGGCUAUAGAGGUCGAUCCCGCAGAUCUGCCCAUGGAUGCCGACUACAACCCGGCAGCACAGGCGGUCCCGCGCCGCAAAGCCGCUGCGCGCGCAGCAUUGGCCAUUGCCAACAACGGCUCCGACAGCGAGCUAGAUGAUGUUGAGGAUGGUGACAGAUAUUCUGAUGCUCUUCGGGAGGAAGUGCCUGAUGUGGUCUCAGACCAUCUCAAUAAUACCGAGAAUCCCUUGGGAACCGAUGAGCAGGAGCACAUGGAGAACCAUUCGAUGGAGCAGGAGGAUGGAUACUCGGAUACGGUUAGAGGUGUGGUCGAUCCGGAGUAUAAUCCAGAGGCAAGCAGACGCUUUUCGGAGACAGUCAUCGCCCCUGAGUUCAGCCAACCGCUCCCGUAUGAGGGGUAUCAAGGCAUGACUCUUGACUUUGGCGACGACGAUGAUGAUGAUGAAGGAGAAGAAGAAGGUAGUGAUGACGACAACGCCGUCGUCAAUUAA